AUGGUUUUCGCUGACAACGUGUCCAUCGUGCGCAUCACGUUCAAGGAGGACAUCAACGUUGCCGGACGCGCUGGCUAUUUCGACGGUUAUGGCAUCAUCCGAGUGCCUCCCUCACAUGCGGCAGAUGUUUGGGGCAUUCCGGGCUGGGAGACGAUUCCGGGAGGCUUUCAUGCCCUCCUCCUCUGCGUGACAUUGGCAGGCCCGAGGGGCGUGCAGAGCAUCCGCGCGGCCGAGGAAGGGCUCGACCAGAAGCAGCAGGUGGGUGCUCCGACUGCCAGCCCAGCGCCCUGCCCAGUGGCAGCCCCGCGCGAGGGCAGCAGAAGCGUCUUCGAGAUCGAUGCCGUGCUCUUCCAGGAGCUGAGCCUGUGGCAGAUUUGGACCAUAAGGGCGGGGCAGGGCUGCGACGGGGCCAAGGUCGGUCGCGCCAUCUUGGCCCCCGAGAUCGAUGCCGUCGACCCCACGAACAAGUCGAACGUGAUCAUCACCAUCAGCGGCAUGAACGAGUCCCUGGACGUGGGUCCGACCCUCAGCGUCUGCGCGACGGAGCCCCAGGGGCGCUGCGUGGCGGAGCUGCGCCUGAAUGAGCGGCCCAGGCGGCUGGUGGAUCUCUUCAUCGGCGUCCUCAACGAUCGCACCGUGCGCGCCUUCCGUUCCCUGCACCCCAGCAUGGCACUCCUUUUCGAAGUCCUUGUGGCAGCCGCCAUCUGCGUGGUGAUCUACACUGUAGCCUGGUUCGUGUAUCUGGCCCAUACUGCCUUCAAGGAACCUCCAAGCAUUAAGACCAACUUUUCGGUGGAGGCCGAGCAGGUCUGGGGCUUGACGGAGGCCGAGGACAUCAUCGCCCAGGGCCUCAUCGACGUCCUGUUUUUCGUCAUCGGCUGUGGAUGCGUGGACGCACUACUGGCCCUCGUGCUCGCGGCUGUGCUCUAG
Molecule: messenger RNA, 930 nt
Organism: Symbiodinium natans
Lineage: Eukaryota; Dinophyceae; Suessiales; Symbiodiniaceae
Source: the annotation of a GenBank genome assembly